ACUGUCAUCUGUCUGUGACUUAUUGACAGCCUUAGAUGAAGACAGCAAGGCCAACACGUGUUGGGGUUAGUUUUCUCGUUGCCGUGUGUUUUUCGCAAAUUUGUGAAAACUGAAAAUAGCACAUAUAAUGGUUUCUCCACAUCCUUCUACUAAACAGAAAGGGCGUAAGAGGUUGCUUAAUAGGGAUGAUGGGACCCCCAAAAAAAAGAAGAUGAAAAGCAAGAAAGAUCCCAUGCCAAUUGUGGAAGAGAAAGACGAAGUUCCAUUAGUUCCAACAAAAGAGAACCCACCAAAAAGUGAUAAAGGAAAAAAGAAGGCAAAAUCAGAAAAGAAACAACCUGUGGAAACACGUGAUGCAGAAGAUGAGGAAGAGGACAAGUCUUUGGACACUCAGCUGCCAGGGUCUCAAGUAGGACUUGAGAUUCUUAGCGAAAGAAAGUUUGAAAGUCUCAAGGGACUGGUUUGUGAAAAUACAUUGAAAGCAAUUGUCGACAUGGGAUUUAUCACGAUGACGGAAAUCCAAGCACGGAGUAUACCGCCACUACUUGAAGGCCGGGAUCUGCUGGGUGCGGCAAAAACAGGGUCUGGUAAAACAUUGGCAUUUCUUAUCCCUGCUAUUGAAUUAAUAUACAAAUUGAAGUACAUGCCAAGAAAUGGAACUGGUGUUAUAAUUAUAUCCCCAACAAGAGAAUUAUCUAUGCAAACUUUCGGGGUAUUAAAAGAGCUGAUGAAAUACCACCAUCAUACUUAUGGGCUCAUUAUGGGUGGGGCUCCUAGACAAACAGAAGCUCAAAAACUUUCUAAAGGAAUUAAUAUUUUGGUGGCAACUCCUGGAAGAUUAUUGGAUCAUCUUCAAAACACUCCGGACUUUUUGUACAAAAACCUUCAAUGCUUGAUUGUAGAUGAAGCUGAUAGAAUACUGCAGAUCGGGUUUGAAGAAGAAAUGAAACAAAUAAUAAAUCUGCUGCCUAAGAGACGACAGACCAUGUUAUUCAGUGCAACUCAAAGCGAAAAAACAGAAGCUCUAACUUCUCUGGCCCUUAAAAAAGAGCCCAUAUAUGUAGGAGUGGAUGAUUUUAAAUCGGAGGCUACAGUCUCAGGUUUGGAACAAGGAUACGUAAUGUGUCCUUCAGAGAAACGUUUUUUGAUGCUAUUUUCAUUCCUGAAGAAAAACCGGAAAAAGAAAAUAAUGGUGUUUUUCAGUUCUUGUAUGUCUGUCAAGUUUCACGCCGAAAUCUUUAACUACAUAGAUAUACCAGUGAUGUCUAUCCACGGAAAACAAAAGCAAGGCAAGCGCACCUCGACUUUCUUCCAAUUUUGCUCUGCAGCCUCUGGAAUUCUGCUUUGUACUGAUGUUGCUGCGAGAGGUUUGGACAUUCCAGCUGUGGAUUGGAUCGUUCAGUAUGAUCCUCCAGAUGAUCCAAAAGAGUACAUUCAUAGAGUUGGAAGGACAGCAAGAGGCGAAGGCAGUAGCGGUCAUGCAUUGCUAAUAUUGAGACCAGAAGAGCUGGGAUUUUUAUGGUAUCUUAAACAAGCCAAAGUGCCAUUAAAUGAAUUUGAGUUCAGCUGGAGUAAAAUUGCUGAUAUUCAACUACAGCUCGAGAAUUUGGUAGGCGGAAAUUACUUUUUAAACGGUGCAGCAAAAGAGGCGUUUAAAGCAUAUGCGAGGGCUUAUGAUUCUCACCAUCUAAAAAAUAUAUUUGAUAUUUCCACUUUGGAUUUAGCUAAAGUCGGAAAAUCCUUUGGAUUUAGGGUGCCACCGGCUAUUGAUCUAAGUUUUACUGCAAGGAAAAAUGAGCGUCCAGAGAAAAAGAGGAAAGGUGGCGGAGGGUUUGGGUUUUAUAAAGGCAUGAACUCCGACAGGGACCGCAAAAGUUAUAUAUUUAAACAAAAGAGAGCUUGAAUAAAAUAACCAUUAAUUUGUCUGUU
Messenger RNA from Dendroctonus ponderosae (mountain pine beetle), 1929 nucleotides. RefSeq names its product probable ATP-dependent RNA helicase pitchoune (gene pit). Gene Ontology annotation, molecular function: ATP binding; nucleic acid binding; RNA helicase activity. The transcript has 13 exons. The coding region runs from base 128 to 1903 and encodes 591 amino acids. The record is from RefSeq and is a predicted model, not a curated record. Gene Ontology annotation, biological process: maturation of LSU-rRNA from tricistronic rRNA transcript (SSU-rRNA, 5.8S rRNA, LSU-rRNA). NCBI's taxonomy places the organism in Eukaryota, Metazoa, Arthropoda, Insecta, Coleoptera, Curculionidae. Gene Ontology annotation, cellular component: nucleolus.